GUACCUCACUAUGUACGCAUUUUUUACCUUCGUAGUCGCCUGUUUAGCAGUAGCCGCUCACGGCUACCCAAAUAGUCAAAUUGUUGGCGGAGAAGAUGCUCCAGUCGGCAAGUAUCCGUAUCAAGUGUCAUUGAGAAAAAGCGGAUUUCACAGUUGCGGCGGAUCCAUCAUCAGCAGCCACACUGUUCUCACCGCCGCUCAUUGUAUAAUAGGUUACAGCGGCAAUCCCGCGAGUUUGCGAGAUCUAACUAUCCAUGCUGGCACAAAUUAUUUAAACGAAUCUGGUGUCGUUUAUACAGCAACACAAGCUAUCGCUCACGAGAAUUACAAUCCUUAUCAAUUGACCAAUGACAUUGGUUUACUUAUUCUGUCAACUGCUGUGGAAUUUAAGCCACUGGUACAGCCUAUACUACUUGCAAAAGAUGACAUCGCUCCCGCUGGUUAUCCCUGCAUCUUAACAGGAUGGGGAAGAUUAUCGCUUGGUGGUCAGAUUCCUAAUAACUUGCAACAAAUUGAGUUAAAAGUUUACGAUCAAAAUAAAUGCAGACAAGAACACGAGAAUGUACAAUCUAGUCAUAUUUGUACGCUAACAAAAACAGGCGAAGGCGCGUGCCAUGGUGAUUCUGGUGGUGCUCUUGUUGCUGAUGGUGUUCAGAUCGGUGUUGUUUCUUUCGGCAUACCAUGCGCUCGCGGAUACUCUGAUGUAUUUACUAGAGUGUCCGCAUUCACAGAAUGGCUCGAAAAACAUGUUAUGCAUGCAUUCAUUUGUCUUCUAUUCGUCGCUCUGGCAUACGCCGUACAAGGAGCCCCAUCUCCUCGUAUCGUUGGAGGCAAGGAUGCUCCUGUCGGCAAAUAUCCAUAUCAAAUAUCAUUGAGAUUUCUCGAUUCACACACAUGCGGUGGUUCUAUCAUAAAUACUCGUACUAUUCUCACUGCAGCACAUUGUGUCGAAGGAACUGAAAAUCUAUUAAAUUAUUUAUCGGUUCACGCCGGCACAAAUUAUUUGAACCAAACAGGAAAUAAGUAUGGAGUAGCGAAUGUUACUAUUAAUGAAAAUUAUAACAGAGCAUUGCUCAUUAAUGACAUCGCUCUAGUUCAUCUUGCAAGUCCUAUCAAAUACAAUACAGUAGUGCAGCCCAUAAAGCUUGCAACAACUGAUGCAAAUCUUGAAGGCAAGCCUUGUACGUUAUCCGGAUGGGGAACUACUAAGCUGGGUGGCAAUCCCCCAAACAGUUUGCAAGAAAUUGAUUUAAAAGUUUAUCCUCAACAACUAUGUAAGUCCGUACACUCGAAUGUGAUAAAUAGCCAUAUUUGCACUCUUACUCAAGCAGGACAAGGAGCGUGCCAUGGUGAUUCCGGUGGUCCUUUAGUAGCCAAUGGAAGUCAAAUUGGAAUUGUUUCUUUCGGUCGCCCUUGCGCAGUUGGAUAUCCAGAUGUAUACACGAGAGUGAGCAGUUUUACUUCUUGGAUUAUUGGGAAGAUGAAAUUAUAGGAAAUUAUUUAAUUUGUUUAUUAAGAUGCCAAUCCAUUUAUGUAUAUGAUUCAUAGUUCAAUUAAAAUAUAAUUUGUGUAAAUUAUUUUUGAAGAAAUGUAUUACAUUUUGUCAUCAAUCAAAUAAAUUAUCAAUGUAAGUAAUACACGAAAAGUAAUUAAUAAAUCUAUCGAAACGUC
Molecule: messenger RNA, 1671 nt
Organism: Formica exsecta
Lineage: Eukaryota; Metazoa; Arthropoda; Insecta; Hymenoptera; Formicidae
Product: serine protease 53-like
Exons: 10
Coding region: 11-1492 (493 amino acids)
Biological process (GO): proteolysis
Molecular function (GO): serine-type endopeptidase activity
Source: RefSeq, a predicted model, not a curated record